Messenger RNA from Prunus persica (peach), 4430 nucleotides. Its product is annotated as pentatricopeptide repeat-containing protein At1g80150, mitochondrial. The record is from RefSeq and is a predicted model, not a curated record. Lineage: Eukaryota; Viridiplantae; Streptophyta; Magnoliopsida; Rosales; Rosaceae. Gene Ontology annotation, molecular function: protein binding. The transcript has 2 exons. The coding region runs from base 653 to 1852 and encodes 399 amino acids.
UUUCUUUGUUUCCAAUAAUAAUUUUCCUGUCCAUUCUUUGAAACAUAGACUAAAUUCCAAAAAUAAAAAAUAAAUUUGAUCCUUUAACCAAUCCCCUCAAAAUGUAUUUCAGCAGUCCACGCUUCCUUACCAUGGACCUGCACUGUGCCAUCACACAGUCCACAAGUAGUAAACCUAACUAAAACCCCCAAAAACCCCACAGAGCUUUCGCUUAGAUCCACAAUGCCAAAACUCCUCUCUCUCUCUCUCUCUCUCUCUCUCUCUCUUAAAUCUUCCUUCGCUCAAUCAGCCAUUUUCCAACCCUUCAUUCGCAGCCUCCACCAAUCUAAGAACAUACUUGUAUGCCUGUAUUUCUUCUGUUAAUUUAAUUUGAUUGUAGUUUACGUUUCUGGGUCUUUGUUUUGGCACAUGGGCAUUGAAGUUUCUCUCAGGUUGGUGCCUAAAUCUUGAUUUUAGCUAAUUGGCGUGUUCUAGUUUGAGAAAAUUUGAAGAACAAUAUGUGAUAAAGUCUCUGGUUUUAGUCCUUGGGUGUUCUAAUUUAUGGGUUUUGUUCAACUUGUGAAGUGGGCAGUGGAUAUAUAUUCAUAAUGGUUUGUGUAGAAUCUUGAUAUUGAUGGAUGGGUAUGUAUCAAUCUGAGGAAGCUCCUAAAACAUGCUCUCUCUGCGAACCAGUCGCAGAUUUUGUCAUGCCGCCAUUGCCAUAACUUCGAAUGGUUGUCCUGCAGCUGUGUCAAAUCACGUUUUUGAUACAAAGCCUUUGGAAGAACCUGCCCUCGUUAAGCUUAAAGCCGAGAGAGACCCCGAAAAGCUAUUCCACCUGUUUAAGGCCAACGCUCACAAUACGCUUGUCAUUGAGAACCGAUUUGCAUUCGAAGAUACGGUGUCUAGGCUAGCUGGAGCUCGAAGGUUUGAUUACAUUGAACAUUUGCUUGAGCAUCAGAAGACUCUUCCUCAAGGUCGGCGAGAAGGGUUCAUUAUGAGGAUUAUAACAUUGUAUGGUAAGGCUGGGAUGACUAAGCAUGCUAUUGAUACUUUUUGUGAUAUGCAUUUAUAUGGUUGUUGUAGGACUGUUAAAUCCUUCAACGCUGCACUCAAAGUUUUGACUCAAACCCGUGAUUUAGGAGCCAUUGAGGCAUUUCUGAACGAGGUUCCACAGAAGUUUGACAUUGAAGUGGACGUAUUUUCGGUUAAUAUUCUUAUCAAGGCUUUUUGUGAAAUGGGAAUUUUGGUUAAAGCAUAUCGGAUCAUGGUAGAGAUGGAAAAGUUGGGAAUAAGACCAGAUGUCAUUACAUAUACCACACUGAUGUCAGCAUUUUAUAAGGAAAACUGGUGCGAGAUUGGUAAUGGUUUGUGGAAUCUUAUGGUGCUGAAGAGGUGUUUGCCUAAUCUUGCAACUUUCAAUGUUAGAAUCCAGUAUUUGGUUAACAGAAGACGAGCAUGGGAAGCUAACAAAUUGAUGGGUUUGAUGCAGAAUGUUGGGAUAACACCUGAUGAGGUUACAUAUAAUUUGGUGAUCAAAGGGUUUUUCCAGGCCAGAUAUCUUGAAAUGGCCAAAAGGGUGUAUUCUGCUCUACAUGGAAAGGCAUACAAGCCAAAUAUCAAAAUUUAUCAGACCAUGAUUCAUUAUCUUUGUAAAGGAGGGGAUUUUGAUUUGGCAUAUACUAUGUGUAAAGACUGCAUGCAAAAGAAUUGGUAUCCGAAUGUGGAUACCAUUCAUACAUUGCUUGAAGGCCUAAAGAGGGGCAAGCAGCUUGGUAAGGCUAAGGCAAUCAUGAUGUUGGUUCGGAAAAGGGUGCCUCCAUUUUCUUCAAAACAAUUGGGGGAUUUACAAACCAUACUGAACAAGAGUUGAAUUAAGAUGAGGGACUGGAAAACUGAAAAGUGGUAGAUUAUGUAACUGGACAGCUCAACAAGAGCUGGUAUCUUUUUGCCCCACUCAUUUGUAAAUUUUCAGAACAAUUUACAUGAAUUUUUUUAAUCAUACGAAAGGGACAUCCUCAUUUCUUCAAUAAUUUGUAGUACCACCUCAAUUUAAAUGGAGCUCUGAAUGGACAGCUAUCACCCAAAUUUGUUCUUUGGUGGUGCAGAACAGAAUGGUCAGGGAAUAAUGGCAAAGUCCUACCCAUUAGAUAUCAUUAAAUGCUUAUUUCGGUAAUUUCAAAUAAUUUGAAUAAUGAUGAAACAAGUGUUUAUUUAUUUAUUUAUUUAUUAGUAUUACAUCCAUCUAAAUCAAAUUCCUUUUAUUAUAAUUAAAGACCUUACAAGUACGAAACUUGUUAUUUAAAAGUAACACAUAAGGAUAUAAGAUGGCCGAUGGUCAGAGUGAUGGUUAGUUUAUAGACAUUGGAUGCUUGACAAUUAGUUGGUCAUAAUUAGUAGCUGUGGUGGUUUUAAACGACUAACUCUGAAAAAUUGGGAAUGGUGUUCUUAUGUCUCAAACUUGCCAGAUCUUCUUGACCAUUUUACCCAAUUUCUUUAAUGGACCGGAAGUAAGGUGAGUAACAUAUAGGGAUUAUUCUUUUACAGAAUGUAUAUACAAAACCUUUUGAUGAUUAACAAAGUACAUGCUGAAUGGAUGGUAGGUAAUGUUUAGGCAUACAUGAGCAAAAUGAUAAGUUAUCUGAUGUGACUGGGGGGUUGCUGCAGCAUACUCUAAACGAGGAAGAUAGAGAAUAGGAUAUGCACAUUUGUAUAUGAUAUGUACACACUAAUGAACAUAUACUGGGUCAAGUGUUGCUUACACACUAAUGAAUAUCUAUGCUAAUUUAAAGGUUGUCUAUGUGUCCCCAUGCAUGGUUUUCAUAUAGUGUGAGGUCAGCACACAGCUAGUGUUUGCCUUUACUUUUUUUUUUCUUCUGGGGACUGAUAGUGUAUAUAUCUCUUGUUAGAUGGACUGAAAUCUGGAUUGUGAAAAGAUCGAGUGUCAGUUCCAGAAAAAAAAAAGAUAUCAACAAAUGAAGAGAGGAUUCAGUUGUGGUACUUAUUUAAACAACUUAGUUUAUAUGUCUGCAGUCCAUGGUUUGGAGUCUGACUCCAGAAGAACUAGAGCUUUUAUUCUUAUGAAUGGGGCGUUUUUUGCUUGAGAUGUUUUUGUUCUCGCAUCGCUAUUUGGCUUUAAGAAAUUUCUGAAGUCUUCCUAUCCAAGUUCUAAUGCACACUUUUAGGUUACUCUCUAGUAAAAGAUUUAUCUGUAUUGUUGAGUGUUUUAAAAGGUUAACCAUAUCAUUUAGCCUGUCUUUCAUGGGAGGAACAGGGUAAAAACUUAUUUGAAAAAGAAAUAGGAGGAGGAACCUGAUGAAAGCAUAACGUGAUAAUCCUUUUGAGAUAUUUCUUCAUAAGAAAUCCAUAAAAUAAAAUAAAAUUUCUCAUAAAUAAUAACUUGCAGGGCUAAUUGGAUAGACUUUCAUUGCAUAUAAAUUCUGAUUUGGUAUCAGUAUAAUGUUUUUCUCACCUUCCCACAAUAUAAUCAAAUAUUUAUUCAGCUAUAUUUUACAGAAAAUCCUCAAACAUCUUCUUCCUCCCUGCCUCAAGGUGCAGUUUCUUCAGGUAAGGAUAAUAAAUCUGUCAGUGGCCCAAUGUCAAGAACUUCCUUUUAUUAUGGAUAGCUUGACGCUUUUUUAUCUGGUGUAGUUGUGUGUGUGUUCGCUCUUUCUUUUGUUGUGUGUAUGUCUUUGAUAUAUUUUUGACCAAAAAAAAAAAUGUCUUUCAUAUAUUGCUUUCCUUGCCUUUCUGAUUUGGUGGGGUGUGUAUGUGCGUACGUUUGUGUGUCUCAGUCUGUAUGAACAGCUGGUUAAAGUGAAUAUUAUUGGGGGGGGUCAUUUGGUCGAGAAUUGAUGUCAUAUGUGUAACAGUUCUUCAGCAGCAAAGUGAUUGCUAGAUGUGUUUCUUUAUAUUUUAAGGUAUAUUGGAUUAUGUCUCUGAUCAGAAUGUUGGCUUAAACUGUUCUGUGGCAAGGGAAAGUGGAACGCACCAAGGUGGGAGUUGAUUCAUUACGAUUCAUUUGGUACAUUUGGAGUUAAAAAGAAGAAGUUGAGUUGCUGCAUCAUGAGCUGGAGCUUGUAGUUAUUGUGGUGUGUUUCCUUUGCUUAGAUAGCAGAUCUUUCUUCAGCCCUUGGAAUUCUUGUGUUGGAGGAAUUUUAGUGAUUGCUCUGCAGUUUCAGAUGGUUUAACCAUUAACCACCACUCUCGAUAGGUGAGAACAGGCUAGCUAUUGACUGCUCAACUCGAUUCUUAAAUACUGGUGCUCCCUAGGAAGUUAAGUAGCAUUUUGUCUAUGAUAGAGCUUUCCAAUUGUAAAUUAACUGAUAUAGAGCUCUCUCUCUUGUUGGUUCUUGCCUUUGCCAUUCUUGGAAAUAAAUCGUCUUCUAGACAAAUGCUUGUUGCUGGUAUAAAUUUGUUUUUGUUCCAAAUUGUGGACUUGACUUAGAGCU